UCCCUCUCACACGUCUUUCCUAACAUCUUCGUCCUAAAACCCUAAUAUUUCUCUUUCAAAUCCACCGUAAUUAUAUCUUUUUUUUGUUUUCUAUUAUUGCGAAGGGAUUUCCAGUUUUAUUUUUGUUUGCUUUGAUUCUUGAUAGGUUAAUUUUAAUAUCGAUUGGAAAUGCCUGGGGUAAUACCAAUAUUACCCCUGCCGGCACCACCGUCCGAUGGAGAUUUAGGUCCCUUACCACCAUCUCAGGUGCCGGAAACUCAAAAUGAAGAGACUCCAUCGAUUGAAGAACAAAAUAAAGCCAGCUCAAUUGCAACCCACACUAGAACUAUAGGAAUUAUUCAUCCGCCUCCUGAUAUUAGGAAUAUUGUUGAUAAAACUGCUCAGUUUGUCGCCAAGAAUGGACUGGAAUUUGAGAAACGAAUCAUAGCAAAUAAUGCUAACAAUGUUAAGUUCAAUUUCUUGACUAGUUCAGAUCCCUACCAUGCUUAUUAUCAACAUAGGUUAUCCGAAUUUCGAGCUCAAAAUCAGAACCAAUCCAACUCCCAACAGCUGCAACCGGAUUUACAGCCUGUUGAUUCUGCUCCAACCGAGCCUGCUACAGCUGCUGCUGCUGAUGGGAAUGAUUCAGCAGCGGCAGUAGCUAAGCCUGAUCCUGCUGCUCUGUUUAGACUGCCAGUGAAGAAGAAUCUUGAACCACCUGAAUCUGCUCAAUAUACUGUUAGACUCCCUGAAGGGAUUACAGGGGAAGAGUUGGAUAUUAUUAAGCUGACGGCACAGUUUGUUGCGCGAAAUGGGAAAUCGUUCUUGACUGGAUUGACUAGUAGGGAGAUUAAUAAUCCCCAAUUCAACUUUUUAAGGCCGACUCAUAGUAUGUUUACCUUUUUUACUGAACUUGCUGAUGCAUAUUCCAAGGUGUUGAUGCCACCUAAGGGUUUAACAGAGAAGUUGAGUAAGAGUGUUGCCGAUAUGACAACUGUGCUAGAGAGGUGCUUGCAUAGGUUGGAAUGGGAACGCUCACAGGAGAAAGCUAGACAGAAAGCAGAGGACGAGAUUGAACAGGAGAGAAUGCAAAUGGCAAUGAUUGAUUGGCAUGAUUUUGUUGUGGUUGAGACUAUAGACUUUGCAGAUGAUGAGGAUGAGGACUUGCCUCCUCCAAUGACAAUUGAGGAGGUCAUAAGGAGGAGCAAGGUAUCUACUAUGGAAGAAGAUGAAACCGUCGAGCCUGGAAAGGAGGUUGAAAUGGAAAUGGACGAAGAAGAGGUACAGCUUGUUGAGGAAGGCAUGAGAGUGGCUAGCAUUGAAGAGAAUGAUAGUGAAAAGAAAGAUGUAAGAGCAAAUGAGGAACCUGAACCACCAAUGAGAAUUGUGAAGAACUGGAAGAGGCCUGAGGAGAGAAUCCCUGCUGAAAGGGAUCCCACCAAGUUUGUUGUUUCACCGAUAACUGGUGAACUGCUUCCCAUUAAUGAGAUGUCGGAACACAUGAGAAUUUCCUUAAUUGAUCCCAAGUUCAAGGAGCAGAAAGAGAGGAUGUUUGCCAAGAUUAGGGAGACAACCCUUGCUCAGGAUGAUGAGAUAUCAAGAAACAUUGUUGGACUUGCGCGCACACGUCCCGAUAUCUUUGGUACCACUGAGGAAGAAGUAUCUAAUGCUGUCAAGGCAGAGAUUGAGAAAAUGAAAGAUGAGCAACCAAAACAGGUCAUGUGGGACGGUCAUACUGGAAGCAUUGGACGAACUGCAAAUCAAGCUAUGUCUCAAAAUAUGAUGGGAGAGGAUCAAAAUGAUGCAACUAUCAACAAUGCUCAGAACCUUCCUGGUCCUGCUGCUGCUCCUCCUCGACCUGGUGUUCCAUCAGUUCGACCCCUCCCCCCACCACCUGGGCUAGCUUUAAAUCUCCCUCGUGUUCCUUCAAAUGCUCCCCAAUAUUCUGCAGCUUCGAGUGGCGGGCUUCCUAUGUCAUUACCUCAACCUCGACCCAUGGGUGUUCAAAUGAUGCAAUCUAUUUGUCUGCCACCACCUCCAAUGCAAAUGGCACCUGGCCAACCACACAUGAUGAUGAAUCGACCACCCCAAAUGCCUCCAUCAAUGUCCAUGAAUGCUCCUGUGCCCCCUCCUCCGGGUUCUCAGUUUACCCCUGUGUCAGUUCCUAGACCCUUUGCCCCUCUUACCGUCCCACCACCUGCUAUGCCUAUGAUGCAGCCACCACCACCAUUGCCCCAAGGAAUGCCUCCACCACCCCCACCCACAGAAGCUCCUCCACCACUUCCUGAUGAACCCGAGCCAAAGAAACAAAAGCUUGAUGAUUCGAUGCUUGUUCCCGAAGAUCAGUUCCUUGCUCAACAUCCGGGACCUGCUCGUAUUACUGUAUCGGUUCCAAACCUCGAUGAAGGAAAUCUGAAAGGACAACUUCUCGAGAUCACUGUGCAGGCUUUAUCCGAAACGGUUGGCAGUUUGAAGGAGAAAAUUUCAGGGGAGAUCCAGCUUCCUUCGAACAAACAGAAACUUAGUGGAAAAGCUGGGUUCCUGAAGGACAAUAUGACCCUUGCAUAUUACAACGUUGCAGCAGGAGAAACACUGGCUCUUUCAUUAAGGGAGCGUGGUGGGAGGAAGAGAUAAGAGGUUUCGAACCAGGCUAUUUUAAGGGCCAUGUUGAACCUCUUCGAGAUGUCUCGGAUUAUCGAUACUCUCGGUGUGCCUGGGGUAGAAGAGGGGACGAUUUUAACAUGUAUAGGAAUUUUGAUUUUAGUUGUGUAAUGGUGUUUACUUGGAUUUUACUCAUGUUUUUAUUCAACCUCUUGUUUGGUGAAUGCUGCUGGACAUGCCUUGUAUCCUAUUAUUCCUACUCUCUUCCAAUCUCUUUGAUGGAACUUACCUUUGUUACCAAAAAAAAAGAGAGCAUAAUAAAACCCUAUUUUGUGAUUGAAUCUUUUGAGGGAAAAUAAACAAGGCAAGGCCAUGGGUUGAAUUUAUAUAAUUAUUGUAAAAGUAUUUUUAUAUCUAUAUUUAAAUACAAAAUUAGAUUGAAUUUGCU
This is a messenger RNA of Hibiscus syriacus, 3028 nucleotides long. RefSeq names its product probable splicing factor 3A subunit 1. Gene Ontology annotation, biological process: regulation of alternative mRNA splicing, via spliceosome; mRNA cis splicing, via spliceosome. Bases 169 to 2613 code for a protein of 814 amino acids. The record is from RefSeq and is a predicted model, not a curated record. Lineage: Eukaryota; Viridiplantae; Streptophyta; Magnoliopsida; Malvales; Malvaceae. Gene Ontology annotation, molecular function: protein binding; RNA binding. Gene Ontology annotation, cellular component: U2 snRNP; catalytic step 2 spliceosome; U2-type prespliceosome. The transcript has 4 exons.